This is a messenger RNA of Ailuropoda melanoleuca (giant panda), 4394 nucleotides long. It is a transcript of the gene SLAMF8, whose product is annotated as SLAM family member 8. The record is from RefSeq and is a predicted model, not a curated record. Gene Ontology annotation, biological process: leukocyte chemotaxis involved in inflammatory response; regulation of B cell differentiation. The transcript has 5 exons. Bases 158 to 1000 code for a protein of 280 amino acids. Gene Ontology annotation, cellular component: membrane. Gene Ontology annotation, molecular function: signaling receptor activity. Lineage: Eukaryota; Metazoa; Chordata; Mammalia; Carnivora; Ursidae.
UUUACUCUGGAUAUUUUCACUUUCGGGGCAUCUUGUUCUGAGUCAAGAUUCCUCCUUCUGAACAUGGGACUUUCCAGAAGGACCACAGCCUCCUUCCGUGUGUGCACUUGAUUCCAGAUGCUCUGUUGAAGGAGUCUGUUGGCCUCUCGGGAGAAGGAUGGCCAUGUGGUCCCUGCGGAACCUGCUCCUCUGGGAAGCACUGCUUUCCGCCGCAGCCUCCGGCACCCAAGUGCACGGCCAGGUCGGGGGCUCCGUGCUGCUGGUGGCAGAGCGCCCUGCUGGCUUCCAAGUCCGAGAGGCCAUCUGGAGAUCUCUUUGGCCUUCAGAGGAGCUCCUGGCCACGUUUUUCCGGGGCUCCCCAGAGACUCUGUACCGCUCCCGCUUCCUGGGCCGAGCCCAGCUUCACAGUAACCUCAGCCUGGAGCUCCAGCCACUGGAGUCCGGAGACAGCGGCAACUUCUCUGUGCUGCUGGUGGACACAGGCGGUCGGGCCCGGACCCAGAUCCUGCAGCUCAAGGUGUAUGAUGCAGUGCCCAGGCCCGUGGUACAAGUAUUCAUUGCCGUAUCAGGAGACGCUCAGCCGCCCAAGACCUGCCAGGUGUUCCUGUCCUGUUGGGCCCCCAACAUCAGUGACAUAACAUACAGCUGGCGACGGGAGGGGACCAUUGACUUUGGUAUUGAACCAAGCGGCCUCUUCACGGAUGGACAGGUGCUGAGGAUUUCUUUGGGACCAGGAGACAAGAGCGUGGCCUAUUCCUGCAUUGUCUCUAACCCUGUCAGCUGGGACUUGGCCACCGUCACCCCUUGGGAGAGCUGCCAACGCGAGGCAGCCCCAGGAAAGUCCUCCUACAAAGACGUGCUGCUGGUGGUGGUGCCCAUCUCCCUGCUUCUGACCCUGGCUGGUCUCCUCUCUGCCUGGCACUCCUACUACUCAGGGAAAAAGCAGAAGGACGUCUGUAUUGACAGAGUGGCUCCAGAGACAGAGAACCCCCUUGUGUAGGCUCUGCCAUGAAGGAGGAUAUAAACUGCUGCCUGGACCAUUGGGAAGCCCACUGCCCAAACACAUGAUGCUCUAGAACGUAGCUGGGUCUGGAAACCACCAUGGUCCUUGUAUCUCCCAUGAGACUCCUGUCCCACCUCCGGGAGCAGCCUAGACAGCUAUUGCACUGGGAGCCACCAGACAGAAAACACUAGCACAACCUUCCACAUCCCCCUCCCCCCUGCUCCCACCCUGCUCCUGACUCUGCUUGGGGCAAGAUAACAGACCAUCCCCUCAAAGACGCUGUAAGUUCUCCAGGAUCCACAGGGACAUUGAUGGUCCAGGUCAUUCACCACCCCCACCACCACUCAUGAAGUAUUGUUGUAGACAGAAUUUGUCUCCUCCAAGUCCAUUUGUUGAAGUCCUAACCCCCAAUAUCUCAGACUAUGACUGUAUUUGGAAAUGGACUUCAAAGAGAAAAUUAAUUAAAACGACAUGAGGUCAUUGGGAUGGGCCUUAAUCCCAUAUGACUAGUGUCCUUAUAAAAGAGGGAGAGACACCAGCGAUGCACACAGAGAAAAGGCCAUGGAAGGACACAGAAAGAAGGAAGACAUCUACAAGCCAAAGAGAGAGGCCUCAGAAGAAACUAAACCUGCUGACACCUUGGUCUUGUGCUUUUAGCAUCCAAGACUAUGAGAAAAUAAAUUUCUGUUGUUCAAGCCACUCAUUCUGUGAUAUCUUGUUAUGGCAGCCCUAGCAGACCAACGCAAGCAUUAACUAACUGGCACCAAAGGAUUGCCUCCAGUCUGGGUCCCAGACUCUAAAAAACAUUAGACGUUUGAACUAACAGAGGAACUCUGAAUCACCCACUUCCAGCUCUGGCCCCAGCCCCAGCCCAGCCCUUGUAGUUUGAGACCAUGAUGUUUCCUGAUGUCCAAGCCAUUAUUAUAAGAAAAGAUCUAGAAAUAGAUGAAGGUGAGAGAUGGGGGACAGGGGAUUCUCUUUCCAGCAUGAAGGACUAUUGGAUCAUCUGAGUUCAUGGCCCUUCAAAGGUAAUUUGCAGGUAGAGACAAUCAAGGGAUGGUUGACAUAUCCUGGUUGGGAUGGGUGCCAUUUUGCAGGUAGCAUCUUAUGAAUGACAUUUUCACCAUCUCUGCUGACCACCACACCUCCUGCAGGAUCUGGGGCUAGGGUUUGAGAUUCCCUCUGCAGUCUCUAGCACAGUGACCAGGGAAAGAGAUAUUAAAUUUGCCCCAGCCAACGGGAAGCUCUCGUACAGCUUCAAGAAAAGCAGCUCAACCUGAGUGUCUCUGCCUAAGACCAAGAGGGCGAGGAGCCAGAAGAGCUGAACAGAAAGGCAAGUAUCGAGGGAACAGGGGCUGAGACAUCCUGGAAUCUGCUACACUCGUUUUCAGAUGCAAGCACAGAAGAUCCCCUCAUGUUCCAGGGGAAGAGACAAAGACUCCACCACUCGGUGUGAAGAUGGCAAAGGUCGCUGUCACCGAAGAGUAUGUGGGUUGGAAGCUGUGAUUGUGUCCUUCUUUGGAAAACAGUAUCUGCCACUAAGUGGUUCUGUCUGGAAAAACUCUGGGACAUCGCCAUGGGAAACUUCUACUUGGGGCUUCGUGGAUGGUGAGUUCCACCGUUACUCCCUCCCAAGUAUAACUGGAUUCUCUUCUGGGACCUCCAUCAAGGCUUGAUAAUAGAGAGGAAGGAGGCAUUAAGAAACAGGGGCAGACUUUGAAGUAUGUUCCCAGGACAGCUUCCAUCACCCCACCCACGAGGUCAGUCCUUGUGCAAGGAUCUCCCCACUUUCCCCCAGGUUCUGCUCAGUCACCUCAUCUUCGACAAAUGGUCAGCACAAUCGGCUUCUAGAUUCACAUCCUCACUCAUCCACUCAACUCAUUCUGGAAUUUCCCUGCUUUCUGGCUCCGCUCAGAGGUCCCCAGCUGGUCACCAGGUUUCAUCUUGUCCUCUUGGCUUUCCUGCACCCACUUUCUCCCCUCACCUGCCCCUGAGUCCACCCGAACCGUGCACAUGGCCUCCCAACCUGGCAGCUUGUGCUGCCUCCACCUGCCACCUGGGGGCACUCCCCGUGGCCACCAACUCCUCAUGCAAAGCUGGCCUCAGUCCUAAGAAUGAUGGGAAAGAGAAAGCCCAUCUAGCAAUGAGCCAUGGUAGUUACGUGGGGGAAACACACACACACCCCCGAUAGCCCCCACCUUUCUUCCCCUCGUCUCUUGGGCCCCCACCUCAGAUCAGAGCAAUUCUGGGUGGGGUGGGGCCCACAGUUCUCCCUUCAUGAGUUCACUCUCAGUGACCUUAUUCAGUGGUUUGAUGGUGUGCCGCACUAGGGCCUUUUUAAAUAGAUCCGCGCUGCUCAGAUAAACGGAUGUUCCCAUCCCUCGUGAUUCUCUUCUCAACUAGUGGACUAAUGAACCCUCCCUCCACCAAAAAACUCAAAGUACUUCUGAGAGAAGAAUGUUUGUGCCAACAAGCGUUGGCAUUGAUGGUGCAAAGGUCACACAGAACAAACAUCGAUUGAAGGUUCAGCGUGUGCUGGGUACAGCUUGAGGCCCUAGGGAAUCAGAGUGAAUAAUGCAAUGUCCUUCCUUCAUGGAGUUUCUAUUCUGGAAAGACAGGAGGCAAGGAAGCAUGUGUCAGAUGUCGAUGGGUUCUAGUAAGAAGAUAAAGCUGAAUGAAAGGCUAGAGAACAAUGUGUCAGGGAGAGGGAGCCCACCUCAGACAGGUGAGCGGAGUGAACCUGCCGUGGGUGAACAGAGUAACCCGGACACCAGAAGGUGCAAAGGCCCCUAAGUGGGAGCAUGGUUAGUGUUUUCAGGAAAUAGAGUGAAGGCCAGGGUGGCUGGGGUCACAACAGAGAGGGGGCGGUAGGGGAGAGUGCCAUGGGGAGGAACCUAGUGGUGGCCUGCGGCCACAGCACAUGGGACCUUGUGGUCUUCAGAACACACAUCUCUGGGGUUAGGGUAGCAAGGAGCACCCCUGUCUGGAGGUCAGAUUCCUCCCAUGACGACCUUUACACCAUUAUUUCCGGUGGGCUCAUGGUCAGACCAGAACUUGUCCCUUUGUUUUACCAUUUCUUUGUUUUCAUUAAAUUUUCCUCGAGCAUGAGCCUUCAUACCUGCCCUCCUGUGCAAAGCACAAAACCAGGAGCUGCUAGGGCGUCAGGGUUGUGUGACAUGAUGUCAGAGAGAACGGAGAGGGGGCAGAGCAAAGACAAGGGUGAGCCAGACAUGUUUAUUUUCUUCAGUAGAGAUGGGAACACCCAGUGCCUCAUUUAAAAAAAAUUUUUUGUGGGGCACCUGGGUGCCUCAGUUAGUUAAGAAUCUGCCUUCGGCUCAGGUCAUGAUCUCAGGGUCCUGGGAUCGAGCCCCGCAUCAGGCUUCCUGCUCAG